Molecule: messenger RNA, 2153 nt
Organism: Bradysia coprophila
Lineage: Eukaryota; Metazoa; Arthropoda; Insecta; Diptera; Sciaridae
Gene: P58IPK
Product: dnaJ homolog subfamily C member P58IPK
Biological process (GO): protein folding in endoplasmic reticulum
Cellular component (GO): endoplasmic reticulum
Molecular function (GO): misfolded protein binding; protein-folding chaperone binding
Source: RefSeq, a predicted model, not a curated record
CAAGUUGUCUUCUUCUAAAUUCCGCAGACGUGUGUUUUCUUGUCAUUACUUCAUUAGUUAUUGUCGGUUUUAUAUGUGGUCAAAAUUAUUCUAAGUUAUAAAAUUAACUAUGUGUAACAUCAGAUAUCACUGAAUCAGUAUACGAUACGGCAGUAACGAUUAAUACUUCCAUCGUUCACAUUAAAAUUAAGUCAGCGAAAAUAUUGGAACAAAAUUGCAUUAAAAAAUGGUCCUAAACACAAUCGAUAUGCUUCAAUGGACUGAUAAAAAGUUGACAACCUGCCUGGUUUUGUUGUUGUUAGAGUUAUUUUUGGAUGGUGCGCAAAGUGCAUCGUCAAAAGCGGAAAUCGACAGACACUUAGAGCUGGGAAGGGACUUACUGGCUAGAGGUCAGCUUGCCGAUGCCCUUACACAUUAUCAUGCAGCUGUUGAGGGAGAUCCAAGCAAUUAUCUCACAUGUUUCAAACGAGGCACCGUCUAUUUGGCGCUAGGAAAAGCUCGCAUGGCCAUUACAGACUUUAGUCGAGUUUUGGAAUUGAAACCGGAUUUUUCAGCCGCCAGAAUUCAACGAGGAACCGUUUACUUGAAGCUGGGUGACUAUGACGAAGCCGAAAUCGAUUUUCGAAAUGUGCUUCUAUAUGAUCCGAGUAAUGAGGAUGUACAAUAUCUUCUAAGUCGAUUAGGGCCAGCCAGGGAACAGGUUUACCAAACCGAACAGAUAAUACAACAAGGCGAUUAUCGCACUGCCGUCGUGUUGCUCACACAAUUGCUGGAAGUGUCGCCAUGGUCGAUAAGCUUACGAGAGUCUCGGGCCGAUUGCUAUAUCGAAGAGAAGGACAUAUUGUCAGCCGUUUCCGAUUUGAGAUCAGUGAAUCGAUUGUCACAAGACAGUACGGCCGGUUAUUAUCGACUGUCUACCUUACUGUACCAGCUCGGUCACGCAUCGGAUGCGUUGAAGGAAAUUCGUGAGUGCCUGAAAUUGGAUCCAGAGCAUGGCGACUGUUUUCCAUUUUAUAAGAAAAUCAAAAAGGUCCACAAAGCUUUGCUGGAUUCACAGACAUUUAUAGAUGAAAAUGCGUUCAGUGAUUGCAUACAAUCGGCCGAAAAGGCACUGAAAAUUGAAGAGGAGAUCCCGAUGAUUAUCUUCAAUGCAAACCAAUUGUUGUGUACAUGUUACCUCAAGGACGAACAAUACACGUUAGCGAUAAGAAAAUGUGGCGAAGCAAUCGAUUUGAACAAGGAUGCGUACGUAUUAUGUGAUAGAGCAGAAGCUUACUUAGAGACUGAAAUGUUUGAUGACGCUGUUCAAGACUUCCAAGCUGCAUUAGAAAUCGAUCAAGGCUUGCAGCGAGCUAAAGAAGGUAUCGAACGUGCUCGUAAACUGCAGAAACAGGCCGAACGACGAGAUUACUACAAAAUUCUCGGCGUCAAGAAAACGGCAACGAAACAAGAAAUUGUGAAAGCAUAUCGAAAGGCUGCACAGAAAUGGCAUCCGGACGCAUAUCAAGGCGACGAGAAAAAGGUGGCCGAAAAGAAAUUCAUUGAUGUUGCCGCCGCCAAAGAGGUGCUCACCGAUCCGGAAAAACGGAAACGAUUCGAUAUGGGCGACGAUCCGUUGGAUCCGGAAGCGAAUCAAGGUUUCCAACGAGGCAAUCCAUUCCAGCAUUUCCAGCAGCACGGUUCACCGUUCCAAUUUAAGUUCCAUUUCAACUAAACGGAUCCAAAGGAUUGUUUCGAUCGAGUGCCACAGCUUUAAUAAUACGAUAAAAUGAAGACUUCAGUGAAUCGAACAGUAGACUUUUUGAGAGCAAUUUGCUUUUGCAUAUUUCCAGCGGAACAAAAGAAAAAAAAAAUUCGUUUGAAAGCACAGUCAGUGUACUCGUUCAGUGUAUGAAGUACACUUCAAUUUAGCAAUCAAUCAAGUGAAUUUAUUAGUCGAUUAGGGAUGUGAAAAAGCCUGAAUCCAUCCAUAAAUAACAAAACAAUUAUGAGUGGUGGUUUCCGAUGCUUAGAACUAAUUAAUUUAUAAUUUAUGAAAUUCAGUUGUGGUGAUCAAUCGAUGUUGUUUAUGCAUAUGUGUGAAAGUUUUACGGAAUAAAUGACUGACACGCCAGGAUCACAUGUAAAUAAAAUUGAAGUGUUGUACAAAUAAA